CCUGCAUCAAUCGCCCUGCUCUGUGAUUGGACCAUUUCUGCAGAGGUGACCAGAGGAGAAAAGUAUUCCCGAGCAGUUCUCUGAGAUUUCUGUCAGCUAGAAUUUACUGUUGCAGCAGCUGGUCAUGGGCCGACCAAGGAUGGCGGAUUUAAAGUGUGUAUCUGUGUCCUGUGCUUGCACACGUGUCUGCAUGAGUGUGUUGCUGUCAAGGUAGAUUCAGAGGCACCUGAUUUAUUCAUGCACUGCAGAGCAACUGUUAAUUUUUAACGGGUGUGGCGGGGAGCGAUCUACCCAACAGCAGAUUCACUACAUUUGUGUAUAGGUGCAUGUGUGUAUCUGUGUGUCCUACAACUGUCAGUCAGAAGAACUUGUUUUCUCCUUGCCUCAGCUUCUUCUUCUUCCUCUUCUCUACUCUCUCUCUACCUCUCCUCUCUGCUCUCGUCUCUCCUCUAUACUCAAUCUCCUUCUCCCUGUCUCCUCCGGUUUUUUUUUUUCCUGCUCAAGUCUCUUUUAGCACAAGAACCUCAUUUAUUCAUGCUUCUGGGCCUCCGAUGCCAUUUUCAGCUGGUUGCCAAGAUCUCCUUUUUAAAAAUUAACAGAGUCGACAAGUUAAAGAAAAUGAAUUAAACACAUAGUUGCCCGUCCGCCUCUCGAGUUGAUUUCAAAUGUGUUCACGUCAAAACCACUGAAACUCAGAUAACACGGCUGAAGAUAGUACGACACAACCUGAAAGAAAGUUAUUUAUACCUUCGUGCUUAAAAUGCAUGAAGCAGGGUAGUAGAUGAUUCCCACUGCUUUCAUAGUCAAGCUGGUAUUAUUUCUUUUUAAGGUGCUUUUCUAGUCUGGUCCUUCUUGAAAAUCCUAUCUUCAGAAAGGAUGAAUGUGUUGCUGAUUGUUCCUUAUCGCACUGCCUACCUUACCAAGGAAGACAUGUCUGAGUUAUUUCCAUUUCAGAGUAGAACUUUUCCCACAGCCAGAUGACAAAAUUGAAAAUAUCAGUGAAUUUAAAUCUCUUCUUUGCUUUCUUGCAAGUGUUAGACAUUAGCUAUGCGGAGAUUUCCUAAUAAGUACUGCCGUGGCUGAUGGGAUGUGAUUAGGGGGAAUCACCUAAAUUACUAUAAUUCAUCCUGAGCGAGUCCCAAAUGUACCAAAUUUCAUGGCAGUCCAGGAAAUAGUUGUCAAGACAUUUUGUUCAAAUGUCAACAACACAGUGGUUUCCCCCUUUCUUUCACUUUAUAUGCUAAGCUUAGCUGAUCACCUCAUCUCAUCUCUCGGCCAGAGGGCAAAUAAGAAAAUUCCCCUGAUGGUUGAACUGUGUUCACAGUAUCCCUCAAAUAUCAUCCUUUUCAACAAGUGUGAUGCACCCCAGUCUCUCACUGUGUCUCAUACUGCAUCUAAAAGCCAAGACUUUCCCUCACUCUCUCUCUCUUUUCUCACUUCUCCCUGACGCAGCUCUUUUGCUAGGCCCCAGGGUUUGUUCCACUGAUUUUAGCUUGCCAAAGAGGCAAAGACACAGAUGGGACUCAUCUUGUUAAUCUCAUUUGCAAGUCAAAACUGUUUCUCUGUUCCUACAGUACCCUGUGUUUGUCCUCCUCAUCUCUCACACACCCUUGCACCUUGAUUGUCUAUUUCCCCCUUCACUCUGCAGCGAAUAUGCAUGUCUCUUCUGCCCGUGAAACACAUGGCGACGUUCAUGAAACUCCUCGUUGUGUGUGUGUGUGUGUGUGUGUGUGUGUGCGUGUGUGUGCGUGUGUGUGCGUGUGUGUGUGUGUGUGUGUGUGUGUGUGUCUGCAUUACAGUGAGGGAAGGUGAACAUUUGUGGCGUCCCAGUGGCCUGGGGCUAUGCAGUCAGUUGGACAAGCAGACAUAUGAUGACACUGGAGUAAAACUGCCCCUUAUAACUUGAGGUGAGCAGAGCAUCUGCCAGGCGCGGGCCUCCGUCAUGGUCUAUGAUGACACCAGUAAGAAGUGGGUCCCCAUCAAGCCUGGACAGCAGGGAUUUAGCCGCAUCAACAUCUACCACAACACUGCCAACAACACGUUCAGAGUGGUGGGCGUCAAACUGCAGGACCAGCAGGUGGUAAUAAACUACUCCAUAGUUAAGGGGCUCAAGUACAACCAGGCCACGCCGACCUUUCAUCAGUGGCGCGACGCCAGACAGGUCUAUGGCCUCAAUUUCGCCAGCAAGGAGGAGGCCACCACCUUCUCCAACGCCAUGCUCUUUGCCCUCAACGUCCUCAGCGCUCAGGAUGGAGGUCCAGCCGUCCAGCGCCAAGUCCAGAAUGGGCCGACUUCAGAUGAGAUGGAAGCUCAGAGAGCAAGGCAGAUGAUGGAGCAGCAGCAGCAGAUGCAGGCACAAAUGGAGCGGGAGCGACGGUCCUCCAACUCAGGUUCUCCUUUCCAAGGCCACCCUGCUGUGCUCUCUGUGGCCACACCGGUAGUACCUCCGCCUAUGAACAUGGGUGGCCCUCCUCCUCCUCCACCGCCGCCGGGACCUCCACCGCCUUCAGCAGGGGCGCCCCAACCUCCUCUCCCACCGCCAUUACCCAUGUGCGGAGGGAGCCUCGGGGAUGAGCCCCAAGCACAGACGGGACUCGCCGCUAUGAUCGCUGGAGCCAAACUGCGUCGCGUUCAAAGACCUGAGGACAGCUCUUCAAGCGCCAAAAACGAUGCCAACCGAACAAGUGGGGGGAGCGUUGGACUGAUGGAGGAGAUGAACGCUCUGCUGGCACGAAGAAGGAAAGCGGCUUCAGAGAAGCCUGAGGACACCCAAAAUGACGAUCCAAAUUCUGCAUCACCCAGCACCCGGGGCGGACAGAAUGCCACAGAUGGUGCAAAGAAGCCGUGGGACCGAGCUAACUCUGCAGACAGGUCAAUGGUUUCGAGGGUACGGCCCGUGGGGAGUGGCAGUGAUACAGACUCAUUAGACCUCGAUAGAAUGAAACAGGAAAUCUUGGAAGAGGUGUUCCGUGAACUGCACAAGGUGAAGGAUGAAAUCAUUGAUGCCAUUAGACACGAACUCAGUCGAAUUAGCACGACAUAAUCUUUCAGAGCCCCUCCACAAAAUGAACCACCUUUUCCAACCAUUACCCCCGGCAGCAGCUGCUGUGGCCCUGAGGAGGAGGAGGAGGAAGAGAAAGAAGAAGAGAAGUCAGGGACGAAGGCCCAAACUGUGACAUCUACUCACCCUGUUCAGCCGUGGUGUUGAAGCAAUGCAGCGCCGUUGGUCUAACACCUCGGGCGUGUCUGUGUAACAUUUAGUUUGUGUGUUUGGAGUCCAAGAUGUGAAUGGGGCACACUCUCGCACUGAUUACUCUGAUUUCUUAACACUUUCUGUCUUUGUUAGCCCAGUUCAUGUCUCUGUCCUCUGCCCAAAGGAAAAAUAAUAACAUUUAUAUAAUUUUAUUUUAUGUGUUUGUUUAUUUUUCACAGGUUUGUUUUAAACUUUUUUUUAUUAUUGCUAUCAUUUUCAUUAUUAUUGCUGUCAUUUUUAUGAUUGUCCAUGUUCUGUUAUGAGUUGUAGUAGUGUAGUAAGUACAAUGGUAAUAAUGAAGAAAUGAUAAUGAGAAUAUGAUAGUAAAGAUAACGUUGAUAAUUAUCAUUGCACAUCAUUUUGUCAGCCUUUUGUAUUUUAUAUUGAUUCUUUUGGUUUUGUUUUGGAUUCAUUUACGAGCACAUCCAAAUAUAUUUUUUCUCAUUAGACAGGGAACAUUAAAAAAAGAGGUUUUUUUAUCCUUUUGCUCAACACAGCUGUGUGGUACCAUGGCAGAAAAAAACAGGCUCAGACCUGAAACCAAGGUUGGAAUAAACUUCUUUGGAUAUUGCAAUCGAAUGAAAAAAAGGAAAAAUUUAAAUAAUACACCAGAGUAUUUGUGAUCAUGUUGUUAAUAAAAUGUUUAUUGGCUGCAA
Molecule: messenger RNA, 3909 nt
Organism: Scophthalmus maximus (turbot)
Lineage: Eukaryota; Metazoa; Chordata; Actinopteri; Pleuronectiformes; Scophthalmidae
Gene: evlb
Product: Enah/Vasp-like b
Exons: 13
Coding region: 1943-3043 (366 amino acids)
Biological process (GO): positive regulation of actin filament polymerization; actin polymerization or depolymerization; protein homotetramerization
Cellular component (GO): cytoskeleton
Molecular function (GO): SH3 domain binding; profilin binding; actin binding
Source: RefSeq, a predicted model, not a curated record